Messenger RNA from Aspergillus saccharolyticus JOP 1030-1, 2121 nucleotides. RefSeq names its product phosphoinositide binding protein ATG18. The record is from RefSeq and is a predicted model, not a curated record. NCBI's taxonomy places the organism in Eukaryota, Fungi, Ascomycota, Eurotiomycetes, Eurotiales, Aspergillaceae. The transcript has 5 exons. Gene Ontology annotation, molecular function: protein binding; phosphatidylinositol-3-phosphate binding; phosphatidylinositol-3,5-bisphosphate binding. Gene Ontology annotation, biological process: protein lipidation; autophagy of mitochondrion; nucleophagy. Gene Ontology annotation, cellular component: phagophore assembly site membrane; fungal-type vacuole membrane; cytosol. The coding region runs from base 387 to 1682 and encodes 431 amino acids.
AGUUGCUCCGCUACUCUUCAUCCUCGCUAUUGUCGUCCUGUGAUCGCUCGUCUCCCGGGUUCGUGCAGUAUCGGCUUGAGAUUGAUCACCAAAGUCUAUCUUGCGUCUUUAUCUUCGACACCCCCUCACACCUUCCACGAGAUAUGCGAGGCGAACAGCACCAACUGUGACGGAAGCGGUCCUGGGACGGGAUCUGUUUAGCCCCUCCAUUCAACAGCUCUGAAGCGUAUCUUAGCCCCGCAGUCGACUCGAUUCAGCCAGAAGUGUUUUUUACCGCCUGACUCAGCCUGAUCGCCCUACAUAGCUCCUCGAGAUUAAUCAAAAAUAGACUCUCUGGACAAAGUGGUUGACGCGGUUGAUCCCGGCGAUCGAUCGGUGCAGACAAAAUGGCGAUGAAUUUCGUGACAUUCAACCAGGACUAUAGCUACCUGGCUGUCGCGACUUCUAAGGGGUUCCGAAUUUUCACCACGGACCCUUUUGCGAAAAGCUAUGAGACGAAGGAAGGGAACAUCGCCAUUAUUGAGAUGCUCUUUUCGACAUCCCUGGUUGCGCUGAUCCUGUCACCGCGUCGCCUUCAAAUCACUAAUACCAAGCGCCAAUCAACGAUAUGCGAGUUGACAUUCCCUACCACCGUGCUGGCGGUCAAGCUGAAUCGCAAACGACUGGUGAUCGUCUUAGAGGACCAGAUCUACCUCUAUGAUAUCCAAACGAUGAAACUGUUGUAUACCAUCGAGACCUCCCCGAAUCCGAACGCGAUCUGCGCUCUAUCGCCAUCAUCUGAUAACUGCUACCUCGCAUAUCCUCUGCCUCAGAAAGCACCGCCCUCGUCAUUCACCCCACCUGCUCAUGCGCCUCCCGGGACCACACAUGUUUCACCUACUAGUGGUGAGGUUCUGAUAUUCGACACCUUGAAGUUGGAGGCCAUCAAUGUCAUCGAGGCGCAUCGGUCUCCACUGGCGUGCAUCACACUGAACAGUGAUGGCACAUUGAUAGCAACCGCUUCUGACAAAGGAACGAUAAUCCGUGUGUUCUCUGUCCCCGAUGGCCACAAAUUAUACCAAUUCCGCCGCGGAUCGAUACCGUCUAGGAUCUACAGCAUGUCAUUCAAUACCACGUCGACGCUUCUCUGCGUUUCUUCCUCCACUGAGACUAUUCAUCUCUUCAAAUUGAGCCAGCCAUCUCAGCCAUCGAACACCAGUCCUUUGUCGUCUUCGCCCACUGCUGUCGAUAGGAGGUAUAGCCAAAGCUCCUACGGUCAAUCCUCAGACCCAGACGAUGUUGGCGGGGAGCCAGGCCCCUCUGAGCUCGCGUCCAGGAAACACAAUGGAACCCUAAUGGGGAUCAUCCGGCGCACUUCGCAAAAUGUUGGUAGUUCCUUCGCCGCGAAGGUUGGAGGAUACCUUCCCAAAGGCGUCAGCGAGAUGUGGGAGCCCGCUCGAGACUUCGCGUGGAUCAAACUGCCCAAAUCUAGUCAGAGCCCCGGCGCCAAUGGCAGCAACGGCCCGCUUCGCAGCGUCGUUGCGAUGAGUACCAACACGCCGCAAGUGAUGGUAGUGACCAGCGACGGGAAUUUCUAUGUUUUCAGUAUCGAUCUUUCCAAGGGAGGUGAGGGGACGCUGACCAAGCAAUACUCUGUCCUCGAUGCCAAUGACCGAUUAGGAUACUCGGUAAUGGAUUAUUGACCUUUGUCUUAAGAUACCACUCAUUUUCAUCUUUGCCCUUGCGGUUUUGUCAAAUCUAGUCAGUCGCUUGGAAGCCAGUCGCAUUUGUCCUUUCUUUGAGCGUCUGCAUUUUACCUUCUUUUGUGAUGUUCGUGUUUCGUGUGAAGCUGUGUACGUACACGAGCACUGUCUUUUCGACCAGGUACUUAAUCAGCUUCUUUUCUUCAAUGGGUGCCGAGGAGUUUUCAUAUAUGUCACUUUAGCUAUCCUUGUCCUGUUUUUCUUUGACUUUCUGGAGCUUUGGGAAGGUGCGCGCAGAGAAGCUCUCCUCUGCUCGAGAGAAAUGAAAACUCUUAGCGAGAGACCUGCGGAAUUCAUACUCGUUCGAGAUUGACAAGUGUUAACAACACUUCUCUUCCUAGAGACUUUCGUUGCUCUCCACUCAAUGUAUGCUCCUAAG